AUGUUCAUAACAGACGCUGAUCAAGUGCAGAAAAUAAUGUCUUCUUAUAAUUUCAUUACCAAAGAUCCAGAUCUGUAUAAAUUUUUAGAACCUUUUGAUGGUAAAGGACUAAUAACCUCGUCAGGUUCAAAAUGGAGGAACGAUCGUCGUUUAAUUUCACCCACUUUUAGCAAGAAAAAUAUUUUACAGUAUUUUAAUCCAGUUUUACAAGAAACAAAGAUUUUGAUAAACAUUCUCUCAGAACAUGUGGAUAAACCCACGUUUAAUAUUGAACCAUUCGUUCAUCGAUGUGCCGCAGAUUUUGUAAAUAAAACGUUUUUGGGUGUCAAUACAAAAGCACAAUUUGGAGAAAUGGACUAUUUUUUAAAACUUCUACACAGAAUGUAUACAGUCGUUCAUGCUAGGAUUGUAAAAAUAUGGUUACAAAAUGAUUUUCUGUUUCAAUUAAGUCCGUACUGGAAAGAACAUGAAGAAGGAAAAAAAGUUAUUUUAGGAUUUAUGGAAAAAGUAAUUGAAACCAACAAUCAAGAUCAUCAGACAAAACCUUUUCAACCAAUUAUUCAACAGUUAAUGAAUAUGAAAAAUGAAGAGACAGGAUUUUGUACUCAUCAAGAUUUGAAAGACCAUCUUGUCACUUUAUAUACUGCAUCAGAAGAUACAGUAACAUUAAUAGUAUCGUUUACACUAGUCCUACUCGGAAUGCAUCCUCAUAUUCAAGAAACAGUAUCAAAAGAAAUAUAUGAUAUUAUAGGCGACAAACAUGAUAUUCAUGAAAGUAACAUCGACAAGUUAGAAUAUCUAGAUAUGGUUAUUAAAGAUGUAUUGAGAUUGUUUCCGAUAGCUAGUUUUCUUGUUAGAAAGUCAGAAAAGGAAGUUACAAUGUUUGAUUAUUUAAUUCCAGAAAGAUGUUCUAUAAUUAUAUCUAUUUACAAUAUCCAUAGAGAUAAACGUUACUGGGAAAAACCAUUGGAAUUUUAUCCAGAACAUUUUUUACCUGAGGCUGUACGUAAGCGACAUCCCUAUGCUUUUAUUCCUUUCAGUGCAGGACCAAGAGGAUGCAUUGGAAAACCUUAUGCGUAUAUGGCACUGAAAAUUGUACUAGUUACGAUUCUCAAAAACUUUAUAAUAGAAUCUGACGGUACAUUAGAAGAUUUAAAAUUAAAAACUGAUAUAAGUAUAAGACCAAAAAACGAAUGUUUUCCCAUUAGACUAAAACAUCGAAAUUCGAUUGCAAAAUAAA
This is a messenger RNA of Psylliodes chrysocephalus, 1240 nucleotides long. NCBI's taxonomy places the organism in Eukaryota, Metazoa, Arthropoda, Insecta, Coleoptera, Chrysomelidae. The record is from the annotation of a GenBank genome assembly.